Messenger RNA from Prunus mume (Japanese apricot), 2588 nucleotides. The record is from RefSeq and is a predicted model, not a curated record. NCBI's taxonomy places the organism in Eukaryota, Viridiplantae, Streptophyta, Magnoliopsida, Rosales, Rosaceae.
CUGAAGACAAAUUUACAGUCCGCUUGCUUCAACCCACUAGUCUACCAUCAUCGUCAUCACCUUCAUUUUCGUUCAAAAUCAAAAGCAAAAUCUCCAAACUACUGAGUUGUUGCUUGCUUUCUCUUCAACCAAUUCCGAGUUCUACAGAUUGCAUCUUCAAAAUGUUGCAAUGGAUGGGAGGAUCGAGGCGGAAAGUAGCAACUUCGAGGAAGUCUACACAGCAGAGGCAAAAGCAAUACUUUGAACAAAGAAGACGACAACAACAGCAUCAGGGGCAAACAACUGGGUUAGAGAGCUAUGCAGAUGGAAUAAACAUAUCUGGGCAACAUCACAAAGAACAUCGGUCAUUGGAUAUUCUCAGUUUUCUGAACUUGUCAACGACUGCUCAAGAACAUAAAUCUGCUUGCCCCAGUCGAAGGGAAGAUGUAGAAGUCAAUGCUUCAAGAAUGAAGUAUGAUAUCACAAAGGAUCCACCAACAAUACCUCCAAAGAUGGUUGCUCCUCUCAACUCUGUUGAAUUUAACCAAGCAAGAGCUGAAUCAGGCUUCCGAGAGGAGAUUGCAUCACCAAAAAAAGUUUUCUGUAGUUGAUUUUUUUGGCGAUGAUGGGUUGAAUGACUAUGUAGAAGGCAGCCCAGUACAUGAAGCUCAUGUUGCAUUUUCAGUUGAAGGUUUGGGUAAAGUGGGAAUGGAAACACCAGUCCAUUCACCAAAACAGCCGGCAAGGAUGCAAUGAUACAAGAUAUCAAUAUGCCCCUAUGUAGCAGUGGUUUAGAGUUUUCUAUCAAUUCAAUGGAUUCAUUUGGUUAUUCAAAGCAGAAACUAUUAAGACAAGAUGGUCACAGUGGUAAACUAGAUAGUUAUUAUGGAUCCAGGAGAAUCUUUGACCAUGCUGAAAAUUGCAGCAAAGAUAAAUGGGAUGGUAGGCUUUGCCAAGAUGAAACCUCUUUUAAUGAAUGGGAAUAUGAUUUAUCAUGGAAGAGGCCAAGUGAAAUGAACUGUGAUUCUGUUGAUAAUUUGAUGCACGGAACGUAUAAGAUGCCAGAUUUUACUUUUGAAGGUCCCUUUUCACCGUUGAGAGGCACCUUCAUAUUCCAAGCACCAAAGAUCAGAAUAUGAUCAUGAUUUUAUGAUUUCCAAUGGGGCAAGACACCCUACAGUAGGAAGGAGUUUUGAUUUUGGAGGUGUAACCAACCAACCAGAUUGGUCUUGCUUUGUGACUGAUGAAAGGGAUAAUUUGAGCUUGCUAAGCGAAGAAUCAUGCUCAUCAAGUGCAGUGAGAGUCAAUGCAAUUGAUAAUUCACUGUCAAAGUCAACUAGGAAUCGGAGCAAGAGAAGACAUGACAAUGCAUAUGCUGGACCAGAAUAUCAUGCAAAUGUAACUUCUACAGGAAAGACACAUGACAAAAGCAGACAUGUUGUUCACCCAGAGAAUAUUGCACACGGGUCAGGAAAAUGUACAAGGAUGUCAAAUUCAUCAAAGUUAAAACCAUCCCACUACUCAAACUCUCCUUUCGAUGGAAAGUUAACCCCAAACAGCAAUUGGUUUGCUGAGGAGCGAUAUAUGUCGGUUAAUAUAAAUUCAGUUUCCAGUUCUUUCCAUCAAAAUUCAGAUACAAACUGUCCAUCUGCAGGCUCGAAGCUCUUGUUUGGAGAUCCUUUUAGUGCAAGUCCUGUCCCAGAAUUACAUCUUGAUCCUAGAUCUCCUUCUAAACACUCUGAACCUGUUGCAAGUUCACCUUCUGGCAGUUUUGUUACUGAGAAAUUUGAAUUUCAUGAUUCUCCUACAACUUCUAAGAUAGGGGUUGGAUCAACAAAAACAGAGUUGUUUCCCUAUUCUCCUGGAAACACACCAUCUCCUGAUUUAUCAGCACAGGAAAGUGUCAGCAAAGUUGAGGGAAGAAAAGCAGAAUCCCAGCCCAGCGAAGAAUUUAAGCUUGAGGAAGAAAAUUGUAUUAUGAACAACGGUUUGUUCACAGAAAACAAUGAUGAAAUGGGUGCUUUAACAUCGAAGAGCAAGAACAGUGAAUUUAAGGAAGCAAAAGAUGGAGCUCCAGGACUAAAGGCAAGUGUGAAGUCAACCUAUUUUCCUGACCAUGCAGAGAAGGCAUCAUCAUCUCUGAAGACUCCAGGCAAAUUUGAAAGCAAAAUAGAUGACAAGGAGUAUGUUGCACAAACAUUUAAAGAUCACCAUGGUUAUGAAAUUCCUCUUCCAUGUCAACAUCGGAACAAAGAAAUGGAACAUGCUGAGCCUCAGGAAAGAAAGAAAGAAACUAAACAACAAGGUGAUUUUGUUGACUCAUCUUGUCGGGUGAUGAUGCUUCAGAGCUAUGUUCAGUUUCUUUGUGUGCAGAAGGUGCUGAAGGCAGCUGCCCAGACUAGCAUAAAGAAGAAAUAGCACGUUUGUCACGACUCAAGUCUAAAUAAAUGUGGGGAUUUCGUCGUUAACAUCGUUUUCAGCUGUGUCAUGGAUUUUGCACCCUGCCCUUCCAUAUAUGGUUCAGGAGGUGAUUUUGCAACUGCCUGCAUAUCAUACUAGUCUGGUAGAUAUAGAUUACAGCAGCAAAAAGGAGCAGAAGCGCAAACUAU